Schizophyllum commune H4-8 is the source of this 1353-nucleotide messenger RNA. RefSeq lists its product as uncharacterized. Bases 1 to 1353 code for a protein of 450 amino acids. The transcript has 2 exons. The record is from RefSeq and is a predicted model, not a curated record. Lineage: Eukaryota; Fungi; Basidiomycota; Agaricomycetes; Agaricales; Schizophyllaceae.
AUGAUCAUGCUAGUCUGGAUCUUGCCCUUCCUCGCGCCCAAGCGACCGGCGAUCGAGUACUGCUCGCGAUGUCGAUGCGAGAUGAAGCAAGGAAGACGAGUUCCCUCAAGGGCGAGGACGCUUCCUAUGGGCGAAGUGAUUCACUGCUCCCCCAUCGCCAAAGGCGUCCACUCCGCCGUUCGCAUCAACGGACAACCCAUUACUCGCCCUAAGGGUCACAUACGCUCUAGCUCUGCUCAUCAGGUUCUCACCAUGCGCGCCAUCGCCGAUCGGGGCAUGUCGCGGACGAGCACCGAACUUCCUGCUGGCAGACGCUCUCCAAAAGCGACCAAGGUCUCUGCUAAGACGACUAAGCAUUUCGCCUCUGGGAACGGCGGCGUCUCCUUCAACGAUCCCUUUGCGAAAUCGAAUUCGAAGUCCAGCAAGCGCAUGACGCUCCCGAAGGUUUCUAGCUCGCCCUCCCUGCAGCUCUUCCGCGACGCCAAGGCCUCGAUGAAGAAGAACUCCUUUGAGUCCUCGGCAAAGAAGAACUCGUUCGAUUCCUCGGCGAAGAAGAACUCUUUCGACAGCGAUACCUCUGCUUCAUCUGGAAAAGACUCCUCUACCGGCAAGGACUCGUCUGCUAGCAGCACCUCGACCAUCGGCAAGGACUCCUCGAUGAGCAGGAAGGAGUUCUCUAUCACCAAAGACGCCACUCCGAGCAAGAUGACGCUCGUCUCCUCCACGCUGAACGCUGCCUUUGAUGCCUCCGUCGCUGUGCCCGUUAAAGCAGCCAAGUCCUCGCUCGCCUCUGCCGGCAAGGCGUCCCUGGCCUCUGCGAACAAGGCGUCGAUGCGGAUCUCGAACUUUGCAAAGCUGCAGCGUAUGAACCCGAUGGCGCCGUCGCCGGUGGCCACGCCUGUGGCUGUCGACAUGCCGGCGUCCAUUCUCUCCUCCUCGCCUGCGAUGACGGUAUCAUCCUCGUCAGCUACUACGAUCUCGUCGGCUACGAGUACUGCGGUCUCGUCGGCUACCAUGAUCCUCUCAGCCUCUGGACAAGCAACUUUCUCCUCGUCUGCCGCUGCGACCUUCUCCGAGUCUCCUACCUCGAUCCUCCCCGAAGCCACCAUUCUGCCCGAAGCCGCCAAGGUCUCCAGCAGCUGGGGGCCCUUUGUCGACGUUGUCCCGCCUACGCCGCAGAUGUUCUCCGAGGGGACGUUUGAUGGCCCGGUGGCGCCGGGGUUGAUGGGGUUCGCUGCGUCGGAUACUGUGGGCUAUGCGGCGAGUUCGGUUUCGCUCGAUGAGCGUCGGGGUGCUGGUUGCUCGCUGGAUGCCGAUGCUGGGGAUGCUAGCAGUAAGAGGUACAGUAUUUAG